CGAAGCAAAAGUGUUUGAUCGAUUAGACUUAGAUGAAGAGACAUAUUUGAGGAAUAAAUAGGAGCACCAGUUUGCGAAGAAUACUUUUCGAUAAAAGAGACUAAUGAAAAUAGAAAUGAAAUGAGAUCAAGACACUUUUUCAGAAAUGGAAACCUAACGGAAGAACCAAAUUUGCCGUCAUAAUGGAACCAUUACUUACGAGUAAAGUUCUCCGAGCUCCCAAUUUAAAAAGAGGUCAAGAAAAUAUUAGGAUACAAGACAGAAUUAAGCUAGAACGUGUACUGGGUGUAACUGUUUCCAGCAAUGCAGCUCUCGAUUGUGAUGUAACCAGCGAAUUGGUUGCUUAUCCAGCUGGUUGCACUGUCGUACUAUUUAAUCCACGACGAAACAGUCAAGCACACGUAUUAAAUGUUUGCCGGAAGACUGUGACAUCCCUGGCGCUGGCCGGAGACGGUAAAUUCUUGGUCACUGGCGAAUGCGGUCAUAUGCCGAAUGUUCGUGUCUGGGAUAUUUCUGAUCCACAAAAUGCUGUGCAGAUCGCGGAAUUUCCGGGACACAAAUAUGGCAUCAACUGCGUAGCAUUCUCACCCAAUAUUAAAUACGUUGUAUCAGUCGGUUCGCAGCACGAUAUGAUUGUCAACGUUUGGGACUGGCGAAGUGAUGUUAAAAUAGCAUCCAAUAAAGUUUCGAGCAAGGUGAAAGCUGUCUGCUUCGCAGAAAAUGGCAAUUAUUUUGUUACUGUGGGUAAUAGGCACGUUAAGUUUUGGUACUUGGAACAUUCACGUAGCACCAAGUAUAAAGAACCCGUGCCUUUAAUGGGUCGAUCUGCUAUAUUAGGAGAACAGAGGAACAAUGAUUUUGUUGAUGUAGCCUGCGGUAGAGGAGAAAUGACGGAUUCUACAUAUGCAAUAACCAAAACAGGCUUGCUGUGCGAAUUUAAUAUUAGAAGACUUUUGGACAAAUGGGUUGAGCUUCGAACAAGUAGUGCCAAUUGUAUGGCGAUUGGAGAUAAAUAUAUUUUUAUUGGAUGCGCUGAAGGUAUUGUAAGAUGCUUUAGUCCUAGCACACUUCAAUUUAUUACUACACUACCGAGAACACAUUACUUGGGAGUUGAUGUCGCACAAGGAUUAUCCAUCAGCCAUAUGUCUCAACACCCAUCUAACGCAAAAUAUCCGGACGCGAUUGCGUUGGCAUUUGAUGAGCGAAAUAACAAACUAACUUGCGUAUAUAACGAUCACAGCAUCUACAUUUGGGAUGUGAGAGACAUCAAACGGGUUGGCAAAUCGCACUCAUUUCUAUAUCAUUCAGCUUGCAUCUGGGGUGUUGAGAUGUAUCCGGUUGAUACAGAUUCCAUCAAUGCAAUGCCACCUGGAAGUUUCAUUACUUGCUCCAGUGACGAUACAAUAAGAGUCUGGAAUCUAGAGAAGGACAUUCACAAUGAUACCUUAUACAAACGGAAUAUUUACAGCAACGAAUUGCUCAAGGUGUUGUACAUAGAUUCAGAAUUGAUUUAUCUAAAGGAUCUGGACUUGGCUGCUGCAGGAUCCACUGAAAGAAGCGAUACAUCUUACGACAGUCGCAACGGUGUGAGAUCAAUAAGAGUCGCUCCUGAUGGCAAGCAUCUCGCUUCUGGCGAUAGAUCCGGCAACAUCAGAAUUUACGAUAUUUCUUCGUUAAAAGAGCUAUGUCUAAUAGAAGCACAUGAUGCCGAGGUGCUAUGUCUAGAAUAUUCCAAGUUCUCACGACAUUCACUAAACACUCCUAGGCUAUUAGCAAGCGCAUCUCGCGAUAGAUUGAUUCAUGUUUUUAGUGUUGAUCAGGGAUAUAAUUUUCUGCAGACGCUUGAUGAUCAUAGUUCUUCUAUUACUGCGGUCAGGUUUUUUAAUCAAUUGAGUCAGAGUAAUCAAAUACAGAUGGUAUCUUGCGGCGCAGAUAAAAGUAUAAUUUUUAGACAAUUGCAAUCGACACCAGGUGGAAUGCCGCAAUUUGCUAGAGGCCGCAACGCUCAGGGAAAAACUACUUUAUAUGACAUGGAAAUCGAUUCCGGACAGAAACAUGUGCUAACCGCCUGUCAAGAUAGGAAUAUUCGCGUUUACAAUGUUACUACGGGUAAACACAGCAAGACGUUUAAAGGUUCCGUUAGUGAUGAUGGUUCAUUGAUUAAAAUUGUUCUAGAUACGUCCGGUAUUUAUGUAGCUACCUCAUGUACAGACAAAACGUUAUGUGUGUACGAUUAUUAUAGCGGUGAAUGUAUGGCUACUAUGGUUGGUCACUCAGAAUUGGUAACAGGUUUACGCUUUAGUCCAGAUUGUCGUCAUCUUGUGUCUGCAAGCGGCGAUGGCUGUGUAUUCGUAUGGCGUGUUCCACACGAUAUGGUCGUGACUAUGCAGGCUCGUCUAGCCCAGCAAGCAAUGCGUGCCGGCAAAAGACCACUCCAAGUUAACGGUGGUGGAAUCGACGUGCGGUUAGAUAAUGAAAUCUUCGGUUCACCUCCAUCAGACUUUCUCGAUCCUAAUGCGAAUCCGACGCUCCAGAGUGUAGAUUAUAGAUUUAGCGUUGGUCAGCUGCCAUUAUGGGCGAAGAAGCAAAUGAAUACUGCGAGUAUUGAUGAUAGUGCAACACUGAGCUCAAGUGUCAGAUCUCUCGGUGUGGAUCUGCCAAAGGGACGAUGGGCGCAAAGAGUUCAACAAGGCGAUGGUAUCACAGUAAAAUCUGUCUAUGACAGUGAUGAAGUUAUACCAUUUCCUCCGUCGCGCAGUGCCAUUGAUUCGGAUGGUGGUGAUGGUGGCUCGAAGGACAGCUCCAUUGAUAGCGGUACAGAGACGAAAUGUAGCAGCGAUUAUCGUCGAGAAACAUUAAUUAAUAAAAGGGAAGAAGAAGAGAAUGUAUUUCAACCAUGUCCUAAAAGUUAUAGAGAGAUAGAAAAUGAAACGAAGCAGGUAAUUGGCGAUAAAGUGAUAAUAAGAAGUAAUAAUAUUACGGAAUUGACACGUCAAUCGAGGAGUCGUCAUCACACUGACGAUAGCAGUCUUGGCAGCUUUAAAUUUGAGGAUCAUGAAAGCACUGAACAUGAUGGGGAUGUUGAAGAUUAUUCCGAAGGGGAAAAUGGAACGACUGGUUCUGAAAAGUCACAUCAUAAAUUAAUGUAUUAUCCCCCACCAGAAGAUAUUGUGUCAAAUCAAUUUACUGUUAAUGCGAUGGAUGUUGAAGAGCUCCGAAGAUCACAAAGGCGUCAAAGAAAAUUGAAAAACACAGAGAAUGGUCGGAUUAGCGAAAUAACUGCAUCUGGCAGUCAGGACGAAUCUGAUUCAGAAGGCGGAGCAUCAACUCCUAGCGCCGAGAGAAAUCCGUUAUCUAUGCUAUCCGAAGCUAGCUCAGAGGGUUUUGAUCAGCUUGCUAAACAAAAUCAUAGAGAAAAAUAUCUGAAAAAUGCCUUCGAAUCGCUUAGUGGUGCGGAGGAGCCAUCAAAUCGUGUAAAAGCAACAAGUAUUAGCUCUCAGUUUCAUGGAAGAUUUAGUAGUGAAAAUAAUACCACUACCAAAAUACGUAAUACAGCAGUAAUUAACGUAAUAAAACAUACAAAAGGUGAUGAUGAUGUUGUGAAGAAACGGGAGGAGUUGCAGAGAAGGAUAGAAGAAACCAGAAGAAAAUUACAAAGUGUUGGUUAUAGAUCAUUACUGAAAUCCAGUCAAAGCAUAUCCGAUUUAAGCAGUCAUAUACAGGAAAAGCAUCGUCGUUCAAAUAGGCUCAGCACAGUUGGCAGUAGUGAGGGGCGAAUCUCGUUAAAAAUUAUUGACAACGAAGAAGAAAGUGGCAUGAGACGUGCCUGCUCGUUGAGUGAUCUUUCCAUCAGUCCUUCAAAUAGGUUAUUGCAUGGCCCUUUACAAGUUUCAGGAAAAUUAGGAAAUAAAAAUGUAAGCGGAGCAGUGAAAUUGGGAAGUGUCAAUCCUAGCAAUCAAUUCAGAUAUAUGUCAGGGAAAAAUCAUUCAACUCAUAUAACGAGAAGCAGCAGUGUUGGUGUUUUAAAUCAAAGUGACUCUGAAUCAGACGCUGGUAUAACAGGGGGAAGUAGAGGCUGGGGCGGUCACUCCAACAACAAAACAAGUGGUUUGAUGAGACCAACGAUUAGUUCUCAAAAUAAAAUCAAUCAUCAAAAUAAAUUGACUUCUUCUGGUAACAAUAUUUCAUCAAUCUUGAGAAGACGAGGAAUGCAAGGAGCUUUCUCAAUUGUUAAUCUAAGUCAAACAGGAAAUCAAGAAGAUUCGAGUUCAGAGGAUACUUCAUCGAAUGGAAAUGGAGGAAAACCGACACUACCACCAAGACCUAGAAGUAUCAGUAUUGAUCAUUCCUCUGCUAGCUUAAGUCUACCUGGUACAACAGUAAGAAGAUCUGGAUCAGCAAUCAUCACGAAUGGCCGGAGUGGUGCUAGCGCAAUUGGACAAGACGGAAGUAGGAUAUCUGCGGCAAGUAAAAAUCAAUUGGAGCCUAGUCCACACGAAUUACCAGUUAAAGAUACCGAUCGUGCUAUCGACGUAACUAGUGUUAAAUUGUCCACACAACUAUGCAAUACGAUUGCAGAUGAGCUUACACGCACUGCGGACAAUGUCGUGCAAUUGUACAAACGUUUGACGAUAGACAAUGACUCAUCUACAGCGAUCGACCGAGAUACAAUGCUACGAGGAUUGGAAUUAUCCGUUAAUGAAACUAUGCGUACUCUACGACUGAUUGUUGCUGCUGGUGAGAAUGACAAUCAUGGAAGUGGUGAGAACGCUAUCACUAAUGAAGCGACAGCAAAGUUUCAAGAAUUACUCGCGGGUCAGGAUCAGAGCAAGGUAGUCAAUAUGAUGCAGCAAUAUUCCGAACUGCUCUUAACUAUGAUGCAACAGAAGAUGGGUGGGACUCAAUCAAAUCACACAUAAAUUAAUCCGUCCAUCUAAAUUGAAAAAAAUAAAUAUGAAUGCCAUCUUAUUUAAUGAUAUAUUC
Atta colombica is the source of this 4983-nucleotide messenger RNA. RefSeq names its product mitogen-activated protein kinase-binding protein 1 (gene Wdr62). The record is from RefSeq and is a predicted model, not a curated record. Lineage: Eukaryota; Metazoa; Arthropoda; Insecta; Hymenoptera; Formicidae. The transcript has 25 exons. Gene Ontology annotation, cellular component: mitotic spindle. The coding region runs from base 183 to 4919 and encodes 1578 amino acids. Gene Ontology annotation, biological process: mitotic spindle organization; regulation of mitotic cell cycle. Gene Ontology annotation, molecular function: protein binding.